Molecule: messenger RNA, 2411 nt
Organism: Hemibagrus wyckioides
Lineage: Eukaryota; Metazoa; Chordata; Actinopteri; Siluriformes; Bagridae
Product: NXPE family member 3-like
Exons: 7
Coding region: 229-1920 (563 amino acids)
Source: RefSeq, a predicted model, not a curated record
UUUGGACAAUUGCCUAUCACUUGGCGGUAUUGAAAUAAACGCUAAGGCAACAGUUACAAUAAUAUAAAAAUAAUGGAAAUGGUCACAGCCAACAGCGAAAACACAGGCCACCGGCGGACCCGUUUGCGCAAGCUGGAAGAUGAGGGCAAGGCGCUUGGUUCCUCUUAUUGAGUUUUGCUGAUGGCUAACUGGUGCUGUUUCCUGUAAUGAUAAGAAUGGCAUCCAGCCAUGGAGAGACAAAAGCCCAGAUUUGUGACUGUAUUUUUUCUCUUGGCACUAUCAGGGUUUAUAAUACUUGUCUGCAACAUCACAUCUCUGGAGAAGUUGAGUGGACAGGUUAUAUCUACAUUCUACCAAAUCCAGAAUAGCAUCCACUCAGCCUUUAAGUCCCCUGGAAACGUGUGGCCACUAGAGUUAAACCACACAUACUGUGCACACUUUGGCCAGGAGCCCACAGCGGAAGAGGCAAAUGAAGAGAGAUAUCUGCUUAAUUCCAUUGCCUGGCCAGGCCCAUUGGUGCAAGGCUUGCCUGUGGAGCUUAGCAGUGACCCUUCAAAGAGCUACUUUGUGAUUCAGGGCCCAGCGGAGCAACGUAUAGGUGAUCAGCUUGAGGUUAAUGUACAUGUGCAGAACUUCCUGGGCCUGCCUAAGAAGCAUGGUGGAGAUUUCCUUAUAGCUCGGCUACAUUCACCUGAACUCGGUGCUGGCGUUGCAGGGCAGGUGCAAGACCAUCACAAUGGCAACUACACAGUGCUGUUCCCACUGCUGUGGGCUGGUGUAGUGUGGGUAGAAAUAACCAUGGUGCAUCCGAGUGAGGCAGUGAUGGUGCUCAAGAGUCUGCAAGAAGAGCAACCUGACCGGGUGUUUUUUAAAAGCCUGUUUCGCUCUGGCUUCGUAUCAGAGACCACCGUGUGCAACCUUUGCCUGCCACUCAACCAUCAACCGCUCUGCAACUACACUGACCCUGAAACUGGAGAGCCCUGGUACUGCUACAAACCCAAAAUGUUAGGCUGUGAUACACGAAUAAAUCAUUAUAAAGGGGGCUACAAAAAGAACCUCAUUACUGAAUAUGAAGCAAAGUUUUUCAAGAGUAAUGUAAAUAUCAAAGUUCCUAUACGUGCAUCUGGAAUGGGCAAUGUGACUGUAUUACCUGCAGAAAAAGGUCUUGCCAAUUUAAAAAAAUAUGAAAAAACCUCUGGCUUCUACUUUCACAAUGUUUGGAGGCCUUUGCGUGGUGCAGCCCUCCAGCAGUUCAAUGAUUCAUCAGCUAUAACACACUGUCUUAGAGGGAAGAUCAUAUACAUGCUCGGAGAUUCCACUGUGCGACAGUGGUUUGAAUACCUCACCGCUUCUGUUCCUACACUAAAGGAGUUCAACCUUCACAGCCCUAAGAAUGUGGGGCCAUUCAUGGCUGUGGACAGCAAAAACAACAUCCUGGUGAGCUUCCGCUGCCAUGGGCCACCCAUCCGCUUCACUUCAGUGCUUUCUUCUGAACUGCGAUACGUAGCAAACGAGAUAGACAGGAUCAAAGGUGGGCCAGGCACAGUGAUACUCGUGAGUGUGUGGUCUCACUUCAGCACUUUCCCUAUUGAAGUAUAUAUACGGCGCCUACGGCACAUCCGCAGGGCUGUGGUACGGCUGCUGAACCGUGAGCCAGCAACCUUGGUGGUGAUCCGCACUGCCAGCCUACAGAAGCUUGACCCAGGGAACAGCUUGUUCAACAGUGACUGGUUCUCUCUGCAGAUCAAUUCUGUUCUCUGUGCCAUGUUCAAAGGACUCAAUGUGCAGCUGCUGGAUGCCUGGGAAAUGACUCUUGCCCACCACCUACCCCAUCUUCUACAUCCAUCUCCCCCUAUUAUCAAAAAUAUGAUAGACUUGAUCCUGUCCAACAUCUGUCCCGUUGGAAAAAAGAGGAGUUAACAAAGGACUAAAAUAUAUAAGUGGCAAAGAUGGAGAAGAAGUGGAUUUAAGGUCUAGAAAUCGAUUGCGGAGGAGAGCUUUUCAUAGCCACAGAACUGAUGAUGUACAGCAUGUUGAUGGCAAUGAUAUGCUGAAGCCAUUUGGAAUAGAAAUAAAAGGAUGCAUUGAUGUAUCUUCCAAAAGCUUUAUAUGGCUGAACUCAUACAAAACAAACAGUGACCCAAAGGUUUUAUAAAUACUGUUUUAUAAAGACAUCAUACUGUGUUGUUCAAAAUUAAAAAGUCAAUGUGUAACUUAACAUUGGUCUAUAUCAUGCAAUUACAAACAACUAGUAAGCAACAGAAGAGGGAUUUUCAAUAUGUUAGUAACAACAUUUUUCCUAUUUAAUUCAAAGGACAACCAUGUUGUACCUUGUUGCCGAGAGAGUGGAAUCCAUUUUAACAUGCCUGCAAGCAAUUAUAGGUUAUAGGAAAUAUUAUUGAUGAAACUGA